This is a messenger RNA of Uloborus diversus, 498 nucleotides long. Its product is annotated as alpha-crystallin B chain-like. The transcript has a single exon. Bases 1 to 498 code for a protein of 165 amino acids. Lineage: Eukaryota; Metazoa; Arthropoda; Arachnida; Araneae; Uloboridae. Gene Ontology annotation, biological process: response to heat; protein refolding. The record is from RefSeq and is a predicted model, not a curated record. Gene Ontology annotation, molecular function: protein folding chaperone.
AUGGCUGCUGCUGGACCUGCUCGCGUAGCUGAUAACUGGUAUACGAAUCUCGAUUAUGAUGCUGUUCUCUUAGAUCAGUGUUUUGUUAGAGUUGUAAAAGAUGAAGAUUUAUAUCCUUCUCACUACUAUUACCGAACAUAUACAUUUCGGCCUCUGACACAACAAUUUUAUGAUAGCUCUGGAAUGGCAAAAGUUACGGAUAGUGAUGACACGUUCCGCGUUGAACUUGAUGCGAGAAACUUUCUUAAAGAAGAAAUCGACGUUAGGGUCAUAAACGCCUAUGAAUUUGAAAUUGGUGGCAUGCACCCUCCAAGAGACGAUGGAUGUGGUUUAGUUUCUCGUAUGUUCUUACGUAGGUAUUACUUACCUUAUGGAGUGACGGGACAAUUCGUUCCCUUCUUGUCGAACGACGGAAUCUUUAAUGUUUGUUUUGAAAGAGACUUCAAGUUGACAGACAGCGAGGAAAUACCCAUCACAGACGGCGCUAAAGGACUUUAA